Molecule: messenger RNA, 3005 nt
Organism: Cucurbita maxima (winter squash)
Lineage: Eukaryota; Viridiplantae; Streptophyta; Magnoliopsida; Cucurbitales; Cucurbitaceae
Product: type IV inositol polyphosphate 5-phosphatase 7-like
Exons: 15
Coding region: 303-2132 (609 amino acids)
Biological process (GO): phosphatidylinositol dephosphorylation
Molecular function (GO): phosphatidylinositol-4,5-bisphosphate 5-phosphatase activity; phosphatidylinositol-3,4,5-trisphosphate 5-phosphatase activity; inositol-polyphosphate 5-phosphatase activity
Source: RefSeq, a predicted model, not a curated record
UCUAUCUCUCUAUCUCAAACUUUCUCUGCAUUGCCUUCUUCUACUUCACAAUCUCUCCCCAUUUCUUCUUCUUCUUGUUCUAAGCUUUUCCCCUCUCUUUUGGGCCUCUCUUGUUUAGUGGAAGGAAGGGGGAUUUUGGGUUUGAUCUUGUUGGGUGUUUGUGAAGAAACCCUUUAAGGGGUUUUUUUGGAUGGAGAGUUCUUUGUCUAUUUGUCUUGGAUUCUGAUGGGUUUUUGAUGAUUUGAAGCGAAACCCUUGAAUUCUGAGUAGUAGUGGGAGCUGUAUGAAGUAGUGGUGGAACAAUGAGCGAUGAGAAUUCCAAGAAAAGCAAGCUCUCAUGGUCCAAGAAAAUGGUCAGGAAAUGGUUCAAUAUCAGGUGCAAAAGCGAGGAUUUUCAAGCGGAUGUUGCUUAUAGAGGAAGUGAUAUCGAUUACAGAAGCAGAAGCUUCUCAGAGAGGGAGCCUUGCACCAUCAAGAAAAGCAAAACAGAGAAAUUCAGCAAAAAUGGCGAGCCGGGACGCCGAGGGAAGAUGAAUCUUGACCAUCCUCGAAUCAUUGAUGUGCAGAACUAUAGCAUUUUUGUUGCUACAUGGAACGUGGCUGGAAGAUCUCCUCCUAACAAUCUAAAUCUGGAUGAUUGGCUUCAAUCCUCACCCCCUGCUGAUAUUUAUGUUCUUGGAUUUCAGGAGAUAGUGCCAUUGAAUGCUGGUAAUAUACUCGGUGCAGAAGACAAUGGUCCUGCUAAAAAAUGGCAGGCUCUCAUUCGAAAGACUCUAAACAAUCUUCCCGGAACGAGCGUGGGGAAUGCGUGUUAUACGCCUUCUCCAAUUCCGAAACCCGUUGUGGAGAUAAAUGCAGAUUUUGAGGGGUCUGCUAGGCAGAAGAAUUCAUCGUUCUUCCAUCGACGAUCGUUUCAAACAACUCACAGCUGGAGAAUGGAUAAUGAUCCUUCAAUACUGCAGCCACGACUCGACCGAAGAUUUAGUGUAUGUGACCGUGUUAUCUUCGGUCAUCGGUCGAGUGAUUUUGGUCCUAACUUUAGAGGGAGCCACAGGCCAAGUGAUUACUGCAGACCAAGUGACUACUCAAGACCAAGUGACUAUUCCAGGUCCAGUGACUUUUGCAGGCCGAGCGAUUACUCUAGGCCGAGCGACUUUUGCAGGCCGAGUGACUCGAGGCCUAGUGACUGUUCGAGAUGGGGUUCGUCCGAUGAUGAUAAUGUUUCGUGGGAGUCACCGAGCACGGUUUUGUUUUCGCCUAUGUCGCAUGGUGGAUCGUCAUCCCAGGAUGGUGGAUAUAGAAUGCCAGGACAUUCAAGAUAUUGCUUAGUUGCAAGCAAACAAAUGGUUGGCAUAUUUCUCACAAUAUGGGUGAAAAGUGACUUGAGGGAUCAUGUUCGAAACAUGAAGGUUUCUUGUGUUGGUAGAGGAUUGAUGGGUUACCUUGGAAAUAAGGGAUCGAUUUCUAUUAGCAUGUCUUUGCAUCAAACAAGCUUUUGCUUCAUUUGUACUCACUUAACAUCUGGAGAGAAAGAAGGCGACGAGCUUAGAAGAAACUCUGACGUGAUGGAGAUACUUAAAAAGACAAGGUUUCCACGAGUUCACGGUGCAGGCAGCGACGAGAAAUCCCCUGAAACAAUCCUCGAGCAUGAUCGUGUUAUUUGGCUCGGGGAUUUAAACUAUCGAAUUGCUCUUUCUUACCGUUCGGCCAAGGCGCUCGUAGAGAUGCAAAACUGGAGGGCAUUGCUUGAGAAAGAUCAGCUACGAAUAGAACAAAGACUUGGGCAUGUAUUUGCUGGAUGGAAUGAAGGAAAGAUUUACUUUCCUCCUACAUAUAAGUAUUCAACUAAUUCAGAUCGAUAUGCAGGAGAGGGCGCUUACCCGAAAGAAAAGCGUCGUAAACCCGCUUGGUGCGAUCGGAUAUUAUGGCAUGGAGAAGGCCUCCAUCAGCUAUCCUACGUCCGUGGAGAGUCAAGGUUUUCAGAUCAUAGACCGGUUUACGGAGUGUUUUGGGCCGAGGUUGAGUCAAGUCGAGGGAGAUUGAAGAAAAGCAUGAGUUAUUCCAGUUCGAGAGUCGAAGUUGAAGAGCUUCUUCCAUACGCACAUGGAUACACCGAGUUAAACUUUUUCUGAAAGCGAGAUCCAAUGGCUACACAAUCCAGCCAUAGUGAGCUAUCCCUUUUGUAGCUAAAGCCAUUGUGAGGUAUCGUUUUUCGGCCGACCCGAAACUUUGUAUAUCACACUCGUAGAAAAUUUUGCAAUAAGAUUCCUCCCCAAAGAGAGAGAUGAUGUAAACUUUGUAUAUCACACUCGUAGAAAAUUUUGCAAUAAGAUUCCUCCCCAAAGAGAGAGAUGAUGUAAGAGUAGGAUUAGGAUUUGUUUGAAUCUCCUUUACAAAGCUUUGUUCAACUCUCCUAUAAUUCAACCCUCAAGAAAGCUAUACCUGAUUUGACUGCAAAUCUGGCCCCAGACGGUGGUGGAGCUCAUCCCUUGAAGGCUGAUGGGGACACUUCGUAGCUCACAGCCCAAAAAAGUCCUCAUUUUGAAGUCCCUGUAGGUUACCUAAUACCACUGACCUUUCUUCACAACACAUUGUGCCUUUGCUCAUCAUAUCUUGUUAUAGCUGAGUUUACUCACUUUUUAGUACACACCUGCAUAAUUCGGUCGCCUAAUCGAUAACGAUGCUUAGCUUUCGGGAUUGGAAGAACUCGACCUGUAAAGCGACGACAUGUGGAGGAUCGAGUAAUAUUUUUGGCUUCUUUUGAAUUUUUUUCUCUCUUCAUUUCUUGAUUCUUUCUCUCUGUGUGGGAAUACACAUGGGUAGCACCUUUUUUUUUUUUUUUAAUUUUUUUCCUCAAAUCCAAAAAGAGGAAAAGAAUCAGUGGAUGUAUGAAUGAUACUUAUUUACCAUAGGAUGUGAAAGAGGUGAAAACCCCCAAAAAGUUGAAGAAAAAGAUAUGAUUUAUUACAGUGUGAAAUCUGAAUUUUCCCCCCUUUUCUCCUGCU